CUGCAUCACACAGUAGUUCGCACACAAAGGAAAAGCGGCCUCCACCGCCGACGAAGGUGCUCACCGGCAGCAUGGCCGGCAGUGGCGGACAGGAACCCGGGGGCGACGGCACCAUCCUGGAGGCGCUGUCUUUUCCGGAGCAGCAGGCUGACGGGGGUCUCGGUGUGCAGAGUCCCGGUCCGGAGCUGCUGGUGUGUCUGUUCUGCUCAGAGUCGGCCCCCCUGCCGCAGAAAGACUCGCUCCUCAAACAUCUGCUGCUGGAGCACAAGCUGGUCAUCGCUGACGUCCGCCUCAUCGCAAACCUCCCAAAGUACAUGCUGUACUGGAAGGGGCGAUUUCUGGAGCAGCCCGUUGCAGAUUUCUGCAGCGUCAUCAAAACCAACUCGGCAGGGCCGGCUGACAAACAGGAAGAGUACUUCCUGCUGUGCGACGUGCUUCCGGAGGACCGAACCCUCAGAGAGAAGCUGCAGCAGAAGCGUCUGGAGGAGGUGCUGGAACAGCAGCAGAAGGAGAGAAAUGACUGCAGCUUCCAUCGUGUCUGCAUGUUCUGCAGUGAGGAGUUCUCUGGAAACAGGUCUUCUCUGCUGAACCACAUGGCUCGAGAACAUUCCUUCAGUAUCGGACUUCCGGACAACAUCGUGUUCUGCAGCGAGUUCCUGGACACGCUGCAGAACAAGCUGGACAAUCUGCAGUGUUUAUACUGUGAGAAAGAAUUUCGGGAUAAAACUACGCUGAAGGAUCACAUGAGGAAAAAAGCCCAUCGCCGCAUCAACGCCAACAACCACCAGUACGACCGCUUCUAUGUCAUCAACUACCUGGAACUGGGAAAAACCUGGGAGGAGGUUCAGAGUGAGGAUGACCGGGAGCUGGUGGAAGAUGAUGAGGAGGAUGACUGGUCGGACUGGCAGGCGAACCCAGUCUCUGCUGUCUGUCUGUUCUGUGAUCAUCAGUCGGAGACCAUGGAUGAGCUCUACUCGCAUAUGAAGGACGCACACACCUUUGACCUCCAUCAACUCAAGACAGAACUGGACCUCAGGUUCUAUCAGCAGGUCAAGCUGGUGAACUUCAUCCGGCGGCAGAUCCACCAAAGCCGCUGCUACAGCUGCCAGCAGAAUUUUGACUCCAAAGCAGAUCUGAUGCAGCACCUUGACAGGGAGGCCCACGUCAUGAAGCUGCCCGACACGUCCGCCUGGGACCAGCCACAGUACUACUUCCCCACCUAUGAGAACGAUGCUCUGCUGUGCACACUGUCUGAAAGUGACGAAGAUGAGAGGGGGGAGCAGACAGACUGCGGUGAAGACGUCCCAGUGAUUGCAGAAGACAUUUCUGACCUCAGAGCACUAAAACAGAGCAGCGUCCUCAAUCACCUGCUGAAGCACAGCUGACCGCAUCAUGUCGUUGGGUUCUGUUGUUCUGCUCCAUUCCAAACCAGCAGAACUGCUGCUCAUUUACAGAGAAUAGAUACAAAAAUCAAGACUUUAUGUUGUUGUUCAAUAAAUUCAUUUGAAAUGAU
This is a messenger RNA of Oryzias latipes (Japanese medaka), 1513 nucleotides long. RefSeq names its product zinc finger protein 277 (gene znf277). The record is from RefSeq and is a predicted model, not a curated record. Lineage: Eukaryota; Metazoa; Chordata; Actinopteri; Beloniformes; Adrianichthyidae.